This is a messenger RNA of Thamnophis sirtalis, 1174 nucleotides long. The record is from RefSeq and is a predicted model, not a curated record. NCBI's taxonomy places the organism in Eukaryota, Metazoa, Chordata, Lepidosauria, Squamata, Natricidae.
CGUGGACAACAGCGAGUACAUGCGGAACGGGGACUUCCUGCCCACCCGCCUGCAGGCGCAGCAGGACGCCGUCAACAUCGUCUGCCACUCCAAGACCCGCUCCAACCCCGAGAACAACGUGGGGCUCAUCACGCUGGCCAACAACUGUGAGGUGCUGACCACCCUGACGCCGGACACCGGCCGCAUCCUGUCCAAGCUGCAUUCGGUGCAGCCCAGAGGGAGGAUCACCUUCUGCACCGGCAUCCGAGUGGCUCAUCUGGCUCUGAAGCAUCGCCAGGGGAAGAAUCACAAAAUGCGCAUCAUUGCCUUCGUUGGGAGCCCGGUGGAAGACAAUGAGAAAGACCUGGUGAAACUAGCCAAGCGACUGAAGAAGGAGAAAGUGAAUGUGGACAUCAUCAACUUCGGAGAAGAGGAGGCCAACACGGACAAGCUGACCGCUUUCAUCAACACCCUGAACGGCAAAGACGGCACCGGUUCCCACCUGGUGACGGUGCCUCCGGGGCCCAGCUUGGCCGACGCCCUCAUCAGCUCCCCCAUCUUGGCCGGAGAAGGGGGAGCCAUGCUGGGCCUGGGGGCGAGCGACUUCGAGUUCGGCGUGGAUCCCAGCGCCGACCCAGAGCUGGCAUUGGCCCUCCGAGUGUCAAUGGAAGAACAGCGCCAACGGCAGGAGGAAGAGGCUCGCAGGGCGGCGGCUGCCUCUGCUGCUGAGGCUGGCAUCCCUGCCACGGGAGGGGAUGAUUCAGACGAUGCCCUGUUGAAGAUGACCAUUGGGCAGCAGGAUUUUGGCCGAGCCGGCCUGCCUGACCUCAGCACCAUGACCGAAGAGGAGCAGAUAGCCUACGCUAUGCAGAUGUCUCUUCAGGGAGCUGAAUUUGGGCAAGGGGAGUCGGUGGAGGGGGAGAGCUCGGCUGAUAUGGACACGUCAGAACCCGCCAAGGAAGAAGAUGACUACGAUGUCAUGCAGGAUCCCGAAUUCCUGCAGAGCGUUUUGGAGAACCUGCCGGGGGUGGACCCCAACAACGAGGCCAUCCGCAACGCUAUGGGGUCCCUGGCCUCCCAGGCCUCCAAGGAAAGCAAGGAGAAAAAGGAGGAAGAGAAGAAAUGAGCUGGGGGGGGGCUGGGGAGCAGCCGAAUCCCUCCUCAUCCUUCUGUCCACACGCACCUCCCAGGUUGU